AUGGACUACUACCAAUCGAUUGACCAGCAGAUUUCCCAGUUCUGCGAGAAGAUCAGGGAGAAACCCAGCUGGCCGUUCAAGGUACUCGAUGAAUCCAAAGAACUCGCGAUAAAAUGGGCAAUGGAGGCACAGCUGCUAGCCAGCGAGGACGAAAUGAAAGACGACGGCCUUCCCGUCGUCCAAGCAAUCCAUGAUCUCAAGGCCGAAGCCAGACGAAUUAUAACGCUGGAUUACGAACUGCGGUUCGAGGUGCAGGAGCCGCUGCAGGAAGGUGUUUCGUUCGACAAGAUCGACCACGAUGUCACAAAUGCGCUCAAGUUCGCGAGGGAAUCGAAGUACUACAUCGCCCAACCACAGCUCAAGGAGAAGGUCGGGGUGUUCGUGACGGACGACCUGGUCCCGGCAUCGUUGCAAUCCGAGUUAUUGCGGUCGCUUGGCGUUCUAGCCCAGAAGGAACCCAAAGACAUGCAUCCUGGAAGCGGAGGAAAGGUCCAGGAUUUGAUCCAUCCGUCUCUGUAUCCGUACAAAGGAGCCAUCUCACCGGUCCACCCAGGCGUCACCCUCCCUCGCUUGGACAACGGAGUGUUCAAAACGAAACAGAGUACCUUCACCGAUUACACCUUCGAGUCACGCUACGCCUGGGUUCCCUCCGUCUUCCACAUAUCCGAGGACGGGCUGGAUAUUUCAGUCAAAUCAUAUAUCAACGGUUUGGGACCUCGAGAGUGA
Messenger RNA from Pleurotus ostreatus (oyster mushroom), 726 nucleotides. RefSeq lists its product as uncharacterized. Bases 1 to 726 code for a protein of 241 amino acids. Lineage: Eukaryota; Fungi; Basidiomycota; Agaricomycetes; Agaricales; Pleurotaceae. The transcript has 4 exons. The record is from RefSeq and is a predicted model, not a curated record.